UAGAUAGAUAGAUAGAUAUAGAGAGAGAGAGAGAGAUGCCAAAGAAGAUAACCCACUUCACCCAUCCAAAACACCCGUUGGUGCAAACCCUAAUCGACCGAAGAUUCAAGUGUGAUGGGUGCAAGUACCCUGGAUCCGGGCUGCGCUAUUACUGCGAUAUCUUCGACUUCGUCCUCCACGAUCGCUGUGCCACCUGCCCGCCGGCCCUCCACAUCUUCGCCCACCCUCUCCACCCCCUCACGCAGGUCGCGCGCACGGACCCAGCCGACCCCCGCGUCUGCGACCUGUGCCGGGAGCCCGUGCGCCGGACGUCGUACCGCUGCGUCGCGUGCGGCUUCGACCUCCACCCUCUGUGCGCGAUGCUGCCGCCGACCGUCGAGGCUGAGCUGCACUCCGGCCAUGCCCUCUCGCUCGUCCCCGCCAUCCCACAGCCGUGCUCGGCCUGCGGCGAGGUGUGCCUCGUGUGGCGCUACCGCUGCAUCCCGUGCAAGGUAAACCUCCACCCCCAGUGCCUCUUCGGGCCGGACGCCGAGCUUAGGGCCCUGAUGGCAAGUGGGAAUGAAAAAAACCACGCAUCGUGGUUGGCACCAAUUGGAUAUGAGAAUUAUGACAAUUUGGAUGAUCCCAAUGAUAAUGCCAUUGGUGUCGAGACAAUAAUUACACGGAGGGGGUUGAUCAAAGGAGAGCAUCAGUAG
This is a messenger RNA of Elaeis guineensis (African oil palm), 695 nucleotides long. Its product is annotated as protein VACUOLELESS GAMETOPHYTES-like. NCBI's taxonomy places the organism in Eukaryota, Viridiplantae, Streptophyta, Magnoliopsida, Arecales, Arecaceae. The record is from RefSeq and is a predicted model, not a curated record.